AUUUAAAACAUUGUAUCAGUAACAAAGGUGCGCCUCAUGGGUGGAGCUGAGCCCUGCGACGGCGAAAGUCCAGGUUCGGCAGCUGGACUUGUGAGUCGGUACCCGAGGAGGAGCGAGUGUCGUGUGUUCGACCUAAGCCGCCCCUGCUGCCAUGUCGCAAGGGAUCCUUUCUCCACCAGCCGGCUUGCUGUCAGAUGAGGACGUUGUAGUCUCCCCCAUGUUUGAGUCCACGGCUGCAGAUUUAGGGUCUGUGGUACGGAAGGACCUGGUAUCAGACUGCUCUGUCAUCUCCACCUCCCUGGAGGAUAAGCAGCAGCAGGUUCCAUGUGAGGAUAGUACAGAGAAGGUGAAAGUAUACCUGAGGGUCAGGCCCUUGUUACCCUCAGAAUUGGAACGACAGGAAGAUCAGGAUUGUGUCCGUAUCGAGAAUAUGGAGACCCUUGUUCUACAGGCACCCAAGGACUCCUUUGCCCAGAAGAGCAGUGAGCGGGGAAUUGGACAAGCUGCCCAUAGAUUCACCUUUUCCCAGAUCUUUGGGCCAGAAGUGGGACAGGCAUCUUUCUUCAACCUGACCGUGAAGGAGAUGGUAAAAGAUGUACUCAAAGGGCAGAACUGGCUCAUCUAUACAUAUGGAGUCACCAACUCAGGGAAAACCCACACAAUUCAAGGUACCAUCAAGGAUGGAGGGAUCCUACCCCGGUCGCUUGCUCUGAUCUUCAAUAGCCUCCAAGGCCAACUUCAUCCAACACCUGAUCUGAAGCCCAUACUCUUCAAUGAGGUGAUCUGGCUAGACAGCAAGCAGAUGCGACAGGAGGAAAUGAAGAAACUGUCUCUGCUAAAUGGAGGCCUCCAAGAGGAGGAGCUGUCCACCUCCUUGAAGAGGAGUGUCUACAUUGAAGGUCGGAUGGGUACCAGCAGCAGCUUUGAUAGUGGUGUUGCUGGACUCUCCUCCAGUCACAUGACCAGCAGUAGCCAGCUGGAUGAAACGAGUCCCCGAUGGGCACAGCCAGACACCAGCCCUGUGAGUGUCCCUGCAGACAUCCGCUUCUCCGUCUGGAUCUCCUUCUUUGAGAUCUACAAUGAACUGCUUUACGACCUGUUAGAACCACCUAGCCAGCAGCGCAAGAGGCAGACUCUGCGGUUGUGUGAGGAUCAGAAUGGCAACCCCUAUGUGAAAGAUCUCAAUUGGAUUCAUAUUCAGGAUGCUGAAGAGGCCUGGAAACUGCUCAAAGUGGGUCGUAAAAACCAGAGCUUUGCCAGCACCCAUCUGAACCAGAACUCUAGCCGCAGUCAUAGCAUCUUCUCAAUACGUAUCCUGCACCUUCAGGGGGAAGGGGAUAUCAUCCCGAAGAUCAGCGAGUUGUCAUUCUGUGAUCUGGCUGGCUCAGAGCGCUGCAAAGAUCAGAAAAGUGGUGAUCGACUAAAGGAAGCAGGAAACAUUAAUACUUCUCUGCACACCCUGGGCCGUUGUAUUGCUGCCCUGCGCCAAAACCAGCAGAAUCGGUCAAAGCAGAACCUGGUUCCCUUCCGUGACAGCAAGUUGACUCGGGUAUUCCAAGGCUUCUUCACAGGUCGAGGCCGCUCCUGCAUGAUUGUCAAUGUGAAUCCAUGUGCAUCUACCUAUGAUGAGACCCUUCACGUGGCCAAGUUCUCAGCCAUUGCCAGCCGGCUUGUGCAUGCUCCACCUGUGCAACUGGGAUUCCCAUUGCUACAUUCAUUCAUCAAGGAACACAGUCUACGAGCAUCUCCCAACUUAGAGAUGGUAGCUAAGACAGAUCCAGGCCUUGAUGACACUGAAAAUGAAGUUGACAUCUCCAUUUAUGGCAAGGAGGAGCUCCUGCAGGUGGUGGAAACCAUGAAAGCAUUGCUUUGUAAAGAAAGGCAGGAAAAGUUGCAGCUGGAGAUGCAGCUCCGUGAUGAAAUUUGCAAUGAGAUGGUGGAACAGAUGCAACAACGGGAACAGUGGUGCAGUGAACAUUUGGACACCCAAAAGGAACUAUUAGAGGAAAUGUAUGAAGAGAAACUAAAGAUCCUCAAGGAGUCACUUACGAGCUUUUACCAAGAAGAGCUUCAGGAACGGGAUGAGAAAAUUGAAGAGCUAGAAGCUCUUUUGCAGGAAGCCAGACAGCAGCCAAUAGUCCAUCAACAAUCAGGGUCUGAAUUGUCCCUUCGGCGGUCACAAAGGUUGGCAGCUUCUGCCUCCAAUCAGCAGCUCCAGGAGCUUACCGCUAAACUGGAACAGUGCAGAGCAGAGCUAAACUCCACCACUGAAGAACUACAGAAGUAUCAGAAAAUGUUAGAACCACCCCCCUCAGCCAAGCCCUUUACCAUUGAUGUGGACAAGAAAUUAGAGGAGGGCCAAAAGAAUAUCAGGCUGCUGAGGACAGAGCUUCAGAAACUUGGUGAGUCUCUCCAGUCAGCAGAAAGAGCCUGCUGCCACAGCACUGGGGCAGGAAAACUUCGCCAAGCUUUGAACACUUGUGAUGACAUCUUAAUCAAACAGGUUAGGACACCCUGUAUCUCUUCUCUCCCAUCAGCUUACUCCAGAGUAUAUGAUCAGACCCUGGCUGAGCUACAGAAUAACAUGAUGCUAGUAAAACUGGACCUUCGGAAGAAGGCAGCAUGCAUCGCAGAACAGUAUCAUACUGUACUAAAACUCCAAGGCCAAGCUUCUACCAAAAAGCGCCUUGGCACCAACCAGGAAAACCAGCAACCAAACCAACAGCCCCCAGGGAAGAAACCAUUUCUUCGAAAUUUACUUCCCAGAACACCCACCUGCCAAAGCUCCACAGACUGCAGCCCUUAUGCCCGGAUCCUGCGCUCACGACGCUCCCCUUUACUCAAAUCUGGGCCUUUUGGCAAAAAAUACUAAGGCUGUGGGAAAGGAGAGAGUCAUUGCCCUGAGGCAAGUCAGCUGCUUGAGAAAUAGGUCUCUUUUAAGCUUUACCAAUACCUGGAACUGUAUCCGGAAUGCAAUAUACAGAUACUAGUUAUUUUCCUCCCUUUUGUAUUAUAAUCCCCUAUGUAAUCUCAUACUUUUUUACUUAUAUGCAUAUGCUCUCUGCACACAAAAAGUUAUAUUAAAUAAACAUUUUAUUCACAUUU
Messenger RNA from Nyctereutes procyonoides (raccoon dog), 3105 nucleotides. RefSeq names its product kinesin family member 20A (gene KIF20A). Bases 152 to 2872 code for a protein of 906 amino acids. The record is from RefSeq and is a predicted model, not a curated record. The transcript has 19 exons. Gene Ontology annotation, biological process: mitotic spindle assembly; microtubule-based movement. Gene Ontology annotation, molecular function: microtubule binding; plus-end-directed microtubule motor activity; ATP binding. Lineage: Eukaryota; Metazoa; Chordata; Mammalia; Carnivora; Canidae. Gene Ontology annotation, cellular component: spindle microtubule; nucleus.